AUGUUUGUUACUCAUUACUUUGUUGGAUUUCGAGUGCAUUACCACCUGUUUACAGAUCAAGCGGAGGAAGUUCCUGAUGUAAAACUAGGUCAAGAACGUUACCUGACAGUAAAGAAGGUUCCAAGUAUGAACAGAUGGCAGGACAUCAGUAUGAGCAGGAUGGAAAUACUGGAGAAACUAAUAGAGAAUGAACUGGCCAGUGAGGCCAACUAUAUUUUCUGCCUUGACGUAGAUACAAAGUUCUAUGGUCGUUGGGGUGUGGAGUCUUUGGGUCGUCUGGUAGGUGUGAUACAUCCUUGGUUCUUUAAUGUUCCAAGGUUCAUAUUCACAUAUGAGCGUAGACCAGAGUCUCAAGCAUACAUUCCAGAUGGAGAGGGUGAUUAUUAUUUUACUGGCGCUGCAUUUGGCGGCUCAUUGAAAGACGUACAUCAUCUCACCAAAACCUGCCGGGAGCAGAUGAACAUUGAUAUUGCAAACUCCAUUGAGGCGAUAUGGCACGAGGAGUCUCACUUGAACAAGUAUUUCCUUUAUAACAAACCCAGUAAACUGCUUUCACCUGAAUAUCUGUGGCGGGACAUUAGUAUGAGUUCAGGCCAAGUGAAAAUAAUUCGCCUCUCUCAUGUUGCUAAAAACAAUGCUGAAGUUCGUCCAAACUUGUAGCACUUUUGUUAAAGUUUAUAUCCACAUCAACAUGUUGAGUUUCACAAGAAAAAAAAAAUUUCGUAUUCGUUAGUUUUGGAUCAAACUGGUUUUAACAGCCUUUGUUCUUGAAAAAAAAAAGUUUGUAGAUUGCAAAUUUGAUUAAAAAACAUGAUUCAAGUGAGUUAUGUUUCCACAGAGACAUCUAACUGAAAGACAUUGUACAGUUUUGAUUAUGGAUCAUGAAUGUCAAAUCCUGUUUUUAGGAUUUCGGUAUCUUCUCUGUCUUUUUCUAGUUAAAAAAAAAAAAAAACUAGUUUAACAACGUUAAAACAACAUUAAUUUACCUGAAAAGCAAAUGGUAUGAAAAUAAGACCUGUUUCUUGACAUCAAUUAAAAUGUGUUUUCUCUCUGUUUGGAGAAUUUGUUUACUUGUUUUAAGCAUAAAAUUCAUUAAAUGUGUUAUGCUUAUUAUGCAUUUACCUCAAAAUACCGAAAACACACACUACUUUUAUAAUAAACCCAAACAGUAACACUUGUAAUAAUGUAUUUCUUUAGCCAUGAAUGUAUUAAAAAUGUAGCUACUUCUUAUAUAAUUAUGGUACAUUUGAGAAAACUUUAAACAUAAUAAAACUAAUGAUAAUACAUGAUUCGAAUUAGAUCAAAAACAGUAUUCAAAACAUCCAAUUUACUGAAUAUCCCACAAGCUGUAAUUUUGCCUUUGUCUUAUGCUGUUUCACAUGUGUUGCGUUUGUAAUGUUUGCAGGAAAAUAUUUUAAAUCUAUCACAAUAUCUGGUGUGCACUGUAGUCCUGAAACUGUAUUGCAACCUGCCACUCCUUCAAUUCAAUCCUCCUAUUUGCACACCUGUACUUCAGUUUGUACAGGCGUCUUUUAAACCAUAAUUUAAAUAUAGAUCCGGCUUAUCCAGAAUUAGACACAAUUAUAAAAGUUGUUCAGCAAGAUUUUCUACAAACAUUUGCUCUCCUCUGACCAUGUAGCAAGUAGUAAUUUGGAAAAAUUAUAUGGAACUGUAGUUUGGUCAAGGAACUACUGUCUAUUACAACUACUGUCUAAUCGGAAUUAAGGAUUCAACUGCAUUGUGGCGUAAAUUGUUAUUAUUAAUCUAUUUAUUUUGCAUUUGGCUUGCUUAGGACAUUAAGGAAUGGUAUUCCACUUUAAAACAACAUUGACUGUGAGAAGUGCUAUCCAAAUAAAAAUGUUUUGUGUGUGUUGUUCUGUUGUUGUAAUGCAUGCUUGGGCAAUCAGCCUCUUGUACACCUGUAUGCAUUAAAAGUGCUAAAAGACAAGAA
Messenger RNA from Sinocyclocheilus rhinocerous, 1951 nucleotides. Its product is annotated as histo-blood group ABO system transferase-like. The coding region runs from base 1 to 660 and encodes 219 amino acids. The transcript has 2 exons. The record is from RefSeq and is a predicted model, not a curated record. NCBI's taxonomy places the organism in Eukaryota, Metazoa, Chordata, Actinopteri, Cypriniformes, Cyprinidae. Gene Ontology annotation, biological process: carbohydrate metabolic process. Gene Ontology annotation, molecular function: hexosyltransferase activity. Gene Ontology annotation, cellular component: Golgi apparatus; vesicle; membrane.